GGUUGCUGUUGAUCUACGAGUGGGAGGAGUUAAGCUUUUGAUUGACACAGAGGCUCGGUUGAGCGAGUAAUCUGGCGAAGUGACCACACUAAACUAGCGAGUCACGGUCGCUCCAACGGAAAGGAAGAGAAAGGAAACGAAUCCCGGUUAGAUUCCGUGGCGAAUGUAUAAAAGUCAGUUGGCAGACGAUCUCCGUGACCGAUGCGCGAUCAGCGGUAGGUGAUAAUGCUGAAGAUGAGGCUGCCAGCGGCGGAGGGAGAAAACGACGCGGCCGACGGCGAGCGACGGGAAAAUAACAGCGGCGCGCGCCGCUACGUCCCGUUGAACCCCGCGCUGGACGCCGACGCGGGCCGCGGACCGACGCAGCUCGAUAAGGAGGCGGUGUUUGAGUGGUUCGGCUUGCGGCUCAGUCCGGCUAAACGCGUGGAGUUCAUGUGCGGGUUACUCCACAUGUGUCAGCCGUUAGAACUGCGAUUCCUCGGCUCGUGUCUCGAAGACCUGGCACGGAAAGACUUCCACAUCCUGCGCGACGUCGAGGUCCGUGCGAACAACCCCGCCGACCUGCGACUCCUCACUGACGUCAGCGACCCGGUCGUGCUGUCGCGGCUGCUCGUGUGUGUCUCUCUGCUCGGGUCGAAGAACCGGGAGUGUGCGGCGAUUCUGUACGGCACGCUGAGCCGGAUCGACCUGCUGCACUGCUGCGGGGUCGGGCUACAUGUCCCGGAGUUAGGACCGGCUCCUCUGGAGCAGCUGGCGCUGCUGUUCGCCAUGGCGUCGUUACACCCGGCGUUUACUUUCCACCAGAGGGAGGACGUGCGCGCGCAGCUCGAGCGGGUGGACGCGUUACUGGAGGAGAGGAGCCUGAGCCACUGCGCAUGCGCAACACAAACACUGCAGAGUCCGUUUUCCCGGCCGGAUGAGCUCUGUCCGCACCCUGAGGGGAGCAGAACGUGGUCGUCGUGUCCUCUCCAGCACCUCAGCAGCAUGUCUCCGAGCCAAGUGGUGCACAUCGAGAAGAUCAAACUGAAGGAGAUCUCCCUGGCAGGAGACAGCAGAGAGUACAGCUUUGAGGUUAAAUGGUCUGACUCAUCGUCUACGGCUGUGACCAAAAGUCAUCGCGAACUACAGGAUUUUCUUUUGAAGCUGUGUAAGGAAAAGAGUGCAGGAAGUUUCGAGCACGACGUUAUCGGAUUACUGAGUCGGGCCGAGGGCGAGCACAGAGAGCUGGAACGAAUGCUCAGGGCGAGGUUUGCGUCUGUGCCACGGGAGUUCCUUCAGAUGUGCCAGGCCUCAGGGUUUUUCCUGCCCGACGCGUCUUCCCUACACUGCAGUCACGGUAACAGCGCACCUGGUGCCAGAACCCGACAGCCGGCACCUCGCUUCUCAGAGGACUGCUCAGAGACUUCCAGCCUUGAUGAGGACCUCGAUGCGUACGGGGUCUCACACUCCAGAACACACAGCGCUGGAAACACGAUCCAUGGUAAGCAGCACAUGGACAGCAUUCAGUGGGAGUGCAGCAGGAGGAGUAUGCACAGCGAGCCCUACGGGGAUGUGACGGGGAGGAGGCGCAGCUCCCAGCCAUGUGGGACAGAACCGGAGCAGGAGAGCGAGGAGAGGAAGAUCAGAGCAAGACCGGCAGGCAAAAGGGACAGAGGCAGGAGAGGCCCAGUUGGGAAAAGCUCUGUAGCCAAUGGGAUUCAGAGAGUUCCUGCAGUCCAGAUGAUGAAUCAGGCCAUGUGUAAGGCAUCAGGCAGGGACACGUAUGGAGACACGUCUUCAGAGAGCUCCAACUCGGUGCCUUCGAGCCCCGUCCACCAUCAGCGCAGUGUGGAAACACAAGAUACAGAGAGUCAGUCUGAUAACUCUGUCCCUGAGCCAGCUGAUGCACCCCGCCUCCCCCACGGGCAAAGCAUGGGCAGAAAGGCGGUCGCCAUGGUGAACCCGUUGGUGACCGAACCGGAGCGUGUGGGUGCAGAUGUACCGCCGCACCCCUCAGCUGUGGUGGAGCUGGCGCUGACCUCGUGCCUCCCGUAUGCCCUACAGUACAGCACCGCGCACAGAGACACAGGCAAACCCGGAGAGAGCAAACUCACCAUCACAAUCCCUCUGGGCAAACAGGAUACCAGGCCCAGCAUGGCCGUCCCCAGAGACCCCGCCCAGUGCCCGCUGCCGCCCGCCUUCCCUGAGCCACUUCAGCCUCAGGCUCCGCCGAGUACCCUUACUGCUCCGGUGAAACCCUGUGCCAAGACCAGUUCUCAGCCGCAGGGCUCUCACAUGCCCUCCGGUUUAGUCCAGUGUCCUCUCGCUAGCACUCAGAUACCCAGCUCUACCCCUCUACCGCCCCCUGUUAGCAUUCCCACCCCAAGUGAGAACACGGCAUAUAUCAAUAGCACUGCACAGUCACAACCAACAGGCUGCAACACCUGCGGUUGCCGGGGUACCUGCGGAGGCAGCGGGGCUCACCAGGCCCAUGCCAGCUUCUUCCUGCCUGCUCAUCCCACCCGCCAGAUGUUCGGUCCACCCGCACAUUUCUUCCAGCUGGCACCGUCACUGUGCAGCACCACCUUCCCUACACAGGGCCACCAAGGAAACGGGACACCGCUGCCCUUCUAUGCCCACACAUCUCAAAGUGCCGCCUUCGCCAGCAGCGCACUCCUGCACGCCCACUCAGAGCACCUGAUGUCAGCGCAGCCCGGCUACGCCACUCUGCCCCAGGUCGCACAGUUCGCACGCUUCUACGCGCCCGUCUUCCCUCCCAUGGGUUCCAUGUCUGGUGCUGGAGGAAUCAAGAAGAGCGGCGCCGUGUCCUGCUAUAACUGCGGCAUGAGCGGUCACUACGCCCAGGACUGCAAGCAGCCGUCCAUGGAUGCCGGGCAGCCAGGUGGCUUCCGGCUUAAGUAUGUCGCCCCGCAUUCGUCGGAGACACUAGACAAAGCUGAUUGACAGCGAGCCGAGGACCAAGGAGACGUUCUGUCUCAGUUUCUAUGUUAAACACACCAGAGCUCGUAUGUUAAAGCGAUGGCAUUUGUGUGUGUGUUAUUUGUAUUAACCACCUAUAUAAGCUUAAGUCUGAUUUUUUUUUUAUUUUUAUUAUUUUUCUGUGAGGACGAACCUGCUCUAAAACUCUACAUGGCUCCAUGACUUUGAUUGAGUCUUUAAUGGCAUCGAAGGCUGCCGCUCCGUUCAGGACUUUGAACAUGUGUUGAUUUUUAGCAGUGCUUCCAUGUGUUCCUUUAGCCGGCGUGUGUUCUUGUGUACACUGAAGUCAUUACAUUUCGAGCUGAAACACGAGAGAGGAGUCACUUCAACUUGAUUACUUUUUAUUUUGUUUUUUGUUUUUUUUUUUGGAAAUGGACAUUUUAUUACAGCCCAAAAAAAAGGCUUUGAGAAUCUUUUUAUACCUGCAGCUAAAAAGAGAGGAUCGUGUUUAUUUACUGUUUGUUUGGGAAGAGUUCAUUUUUUUAAACUAUAGUAAUCAAAUUAAACAGGAUUUAUUAUUUUUUUGUAAACACUACUACUCUUCAUUGUGAGUGUUCUGAAUGUAAAAUGCAUAACUAAAGUCAGACGUAGUACUGUGAAAAAGUUGUCUCACUCUGCCACAUGCUCCACUACAACCGUUUGGAUGUUCUGCACGAAUAGUGUUGUUUUCCAGAAGCCUGCCUCAGUGUGUGUGAGUGUGUGUGUGAGAGAGAGUGUGUGUGUGUGUGAGAGAGUGAGAGAGUGUGUGUGUGUGUGAGAGAGUGCGAGAGAGAGUGCGAGAGAGAGUGCGAGAGAGAGUGCGAGAGAGAGUGCGAGAGAGAGUGCGAGAGAGAGUGCGAGAGAGUGCGAGAGAGUGCGAGAGAGUGCGAGAGAGUGCGAGAGAGUGCGAGAGAGUGCGAGAGAGAGAGUGCGAGUGAGAGAGUGCGAGUGAGAGAGUGCGAGUGAGAGAGUGCGAGUGAGAGAGUGCGAGUGAGAGAGUGCGAGUGAGAGAGUGCGAGUGAGAGAGUGCGAGAGAGAGAGUGCGAGAGAGAGAGAGAGUGCGAGAGAGAGAGUGCGAGAGAGUGCGAGAGAGAGCGUGCGUACGUGAGAGUGAGUGCGUGCGUGCGUGAGAGAGAGUGCGAGAGAGAGAGAGUGCGAGAGAGAGAGAGCGUGCGUGAGAGUGUGUGCGUGCGUGCGUGCGUGCGUGAGAGUGCGUGCGUGCGUGAGAGUGCUUGCGUGCGUGAGAGUGCUUGCGUGCGUGCGUGAGAGAGUAUGUCAAAAGUGAAAGCGUUCAUUUAAAAGCUGCGUUCAUCCAGCAGGAGUCAUAAUUAAAUGACGUCAUAACUAAAGUCAGACGUAGUACUGUGAAAAAGUUGUCUCACUCUGCCACAUGCUCCACUACAACCGUUUGGAUGUUCUGCACGAAUAGUGUUGUUUUCCAGAAGCCUGCCUCAGUGUGUGUGAGUGUGUGUGUGAGAGAGAGUGUGUGUGUGUGUGAGAGAGUGAGAGAGUGUGUGUGUGCGAGAGAGAGUGCGAGAGAGAGUGCGAGAGAGAGUGCGAGAGAGAGUGCGAGAGAGAGUGCGAGAGAGAGUGCGAGAGAGAGUGCGAGAGAGUGCGAGAGAGUGCGAGAGAGUGCGAGAGAGUGCGAGAGAGUGCGAGAGAGUGCGAGAGAGUGCGAGAGAGUGCGAGAGAGUGCGAGAGAGUGCGAGAGAGUGCGAGAGAGUGCGAGAGAGUGCGAGAGAGUGCGAGUGAGAGAGUGCGAGUGAGAGAGUGCGAGUGAGAGAGUGCGAGUGAGAGAGUGCGAGUGAGAGAGUGCGAGUGAGAGAGUGCGAGUGAGAGAGUGCGAGUGAGAGAGUGCGAGAGAGAGAGUGCGAGAGAGAGAGAGAGUGCGAGAGAGAGAGAGAGUGCGAGAGAGAGCGUGCGUACGUGAGAGUGAGUGCGUGCGUGCGUGAGAGAGAGUGCGAGAGAGAGAGAGUGCGAGAGAGAGAGAGCGUGCGUGAGAGUGUGUGCGUGCGUGCGUGCGUGCGUGAGAGUGCGUGCGUGCGUGAGAGUGCUUGCGUGCGUGAGAGUGCUUGCGUGCGUGCGUGAGAGAGUAUGUCAAAAGUGAAAGCGUUCAUUUAAAAGCUGCGUUCAUCCAGCAGGAGGCGCCUCUGUGACAGAUGCAUGACGCAUGAGUUUUUAUGCUGAACUUCGCACAGACUUUAUCAGCAGCAGCACAAAGCAAGCGCACGUCCCACAGUAAGGUAGAUCAACCUCGCUGCAGAACCAGGAGUCCAGGGUGUCGGAGCUGGACCUUAUCUGUAACGUUAAUCCACAAUAUGACCUACAGUGUGCUCUUCUAACCAGGAGCUCGAUCGGUUCUGACUCCACCCCCUGGACUGUUUGAGUCCAGCCAUGAGGGAGGAGCUGGAUCGGUUCUGACUCCACCCCUGGACUUUUGUUCAGAUUUGUCCAGGUAGCAGGAUCCAGAUCAGCUCCGACACGAACUCGUGGACUUUUAGUUCUGUAGUGACGGCUACUUCCCCGCAGCCGGACCACGUCACCGCUCUUGUUCAAAUUUCAAACAAGGUCUUUUGUGUGCGUCGCCUCUUUCAGGCCUCAUGAAUAGAAAAACGACCAAGACUCUGUUGAAGACGUCAUGGCUACAGAGACAGCGAGAAAAGGAGACAUUCUCACGACGGAGAUUUAUUUUUCACUUUUUGAGGAUGUUAAAAUCAUCCGGCCUGCUUAUUAAAACCUUAUUUUCUAAUUAUUAGGUGGCAUUUAUAUUUAUAUAUAUAUAUACAAAUUAUAUAUAUUUGUGCUGACUGCCACACAAUGUUUGAUUUCAAAAGUCUUAGUUUGUGUAAGUUGUGUAACUAUUCAGUCUUGAGGUUGUGAGUUAAAAGGAAAAAAAAAAAAAAAAAAAGGAAAAGAAGGAAAGCAUAUCUUAAAUUGCCAAAGCCACAGAAAGUUUUUUUUCUCUGGAGCGAUUUGGCUUGUUUUUGUACUGAUAAGAGUCAGGAUGUCAUUUCGAUGUUCAUUUGAAACAGACCGAGAACCUGAGGCCUUUAAAUUGUUGCGGAUUGGCAGAUCUUUGGCCGGUUGGUUUCAUUUUUAAGCCAGGCAUUGCCUUUAUAAACCUUUAUUAUGAAUAUUAUUAUUAUUAUUAUUAUUUUGUUUGCAUGUUGUGAGAUGUUAAGUUUGAAUCGAACUUUAAAAGAAGAACCCAGGAACCUGCCAACUGUAUUAGUCAAAUCUUUUAAAGGUGUAAAAGGUUUACGAUGCUGUACUGUAUAAAAGAGUUUGUUUUUAUUUAGGCCUCGGAGAUUGUUUAUUGUAUUUCGUAUGUAAAUGUUGAUUAACAUGGAGGUUACAAUUUAUCUCUGAUCGUAUUUGCAUUUUAAGCAAAUGGAGCAUUUUCUCUGUUGAAUUAUUAGCAAUAAAUGUUUGGGAGGGGGAAAAAGCUCACGAGUGUCUUGCUGUGUGUUACAGUGUGCAGCCACUAGGGGGCAAAAUGGCACAAUUAUACAGUCAUGCACUACAGGGUCAUACACGAAACUUGUUUAUGGUGAAUUUGGCUGAACUCCUUUACGUAAAAUACUUUAAGAAAGUGUGUAUAAUUGCUGUUAGUGUUCUGUAAAGAUACAUUUCACAGCUAGCUUUAAGAUUUUCUUAGUUUUAAACGAGAUUGAUAGGAUUAGAUAAAUGAAGGACUGCUGAUCUUGUGCAUGUUAAUAAUAAUAAAUAAAUAA
Tachysurus vachellii is the source of this 6692-nucleotide messenger RNA. RefSeq names its product zinc finger, CCHC domain containing 2 (gene zcchc2). The coding region runs from base 226 to 2943 and encodes 905 amino acids. The record is from RefSeq and is a predicted model, not a curated record. The transcript has 14 exons. Lineage: Eukaryota; Metazoa; Chordata; Actinopteri; Siluriformes; Bagridae. Gene Ontology annotation, molecular function: zinc ion binding; nucleic acid binding.